AUGGCGGAUGUUUGGCCCGGGGCCGGGAGUCCCAAGGAGUCUAACGAUUACCUCUACACUUACCAGAAACUCGAGAACUCCAAUGACAUCCGUCUCGUCGCCCUUCUCCCUGGCGAACACGACCAUGAUAUAGUCAUCGAGAUCUCCCAUGUCCCGCUUCCCGCGCCCAUGUCAUCUGUGUCGCUCCACCCGGAGAGGAUGUCAUUGGAACAGGUUGCCGCAACCCUACCUCCCGGCUGGGCGGCGUUUGAGGCUUGGGACGGCCGGUAUAUCUUUUGGGGAGAUGACGGAUCAGACGUGGAGCGGUUCACAUGGACUCACCCGGACCCAUCGUUCAACCAUACCCUCUACCAAAACCCAAAGCGUGCCAAUUUCGAGCCCAGCUAUGAAGCCCUUUCAUAUACUUGGCGCGCUGUGGCAGGAGGAACACCAGAGACGAUCUAUAUUUGGACGGGAUCGAUUCCGCCUCCAGGCUACAGCUGCCUCCAGGUUGGCCACAAUCUUGCCUCGGCCAUGCGGCAUCUACGUAAUCAAACGGAGAAACGCAUGCUUUGGAUAGACGCCCUGUGUAUCAACCAAUCUGAUACCGACGAGAGAAAUGCUCAGGUCCAGCGCAUGUGCGACAUCUUCAAGCUGGCGGAAAAAGUUGUGUUCUGGCUCGGCACAGAAACCGAAAACAGCACACGCGCCCUACAGGCCCUUGAAUAUCUCGGAAAACAGUCCGUCUCCACGUUAAACGACUGGAAGCUCAUGACACCGGAAGCCACCGAGCCAGACUGGUAUUUGAAAAGAACCAACGUGGUCCGAGCCUACCCUCACGAGACGUGGACUGCCAUUAAUGACCUCUUAUGCCGCGAGUGGUUCUACCGUCAAUGGAUUGUACAAGAGAUUAAACUCGCAAGAGGCGCCGUCCUGUGCUGCGGCGAUACGUCCAUUGACUGGCUCUACUUCCGCUAUGCGAUUCGGAACCUGUAUCAGAAGGAGAGCCUUCCCGAUUCGCUUUCUCGCCCCGUCCUUUCCGUCGUCAACAACCUCGUGCAGCCAGAGAGCGGAGCCGUGCCUCUUUCCGAUCUCAUGUUUCAGCUGAGCAAGACCAGGUACUCGGACCCGCGAGACCGUGUCUAUGGCUUACUUGGGCUGCUUACCCCAGCCUUUCGCAACAAGAUCCGUCCCGACUACAAGAUGACGGUCGGCGACGUUUUUAGAAAGACCUUCCUUGCCCACACUCGGCAUGUCCAACGUCUGGAACUCUUGCAUCACUGUCAUUUGACAAAGUCGGCAAACUUGAGGGACUCGUUUCCGUCUUGGGUUCCAGAUAUGUCCGAUUCUUCGCUCCCUCCGAUGAUGAGAUAUCAGUUUGCCGCCGGUUUUUCACGUUACCACCCGCCCGACACGGAGGCGACUGGAGAUUUGGAUCGAUGGCCACCACCACACUCGGACGACGCAAGGACAACGACCUUGAUGGUGCUCGGACUCCGGUGUGCCUCGGUCAAAUCUGUCUCGUCAAAAUUUCCGGAAAAGGUUGAUGAUUUAAUCUGCAGUGUCAGGAACUUGGCAUCUGACGAGUUGGCUGCGAACAACACGGAGGCAUACGUUACCGGAGAGCCCUUCAAGGUCGCGUUUGCCAAGACGUUGUGUGGCAACCGUCUUCUCGAGAGAUUUCCCGGGGAUGAGUCGCACUCCCCUAGCUUGGCCACCUGGCUUCAACAGAACUCCGCCUAUGCUUUAUUCGGCGACGGCACACGCCUGGGCAGUUCCGCUGUGGUGGAUUCGGUCGCCAGUGAAGAUUCAACCCUCCCUUGGUUCGAACACACUGUUCUGGAGCGCCUCAUGAACCGGCGUUAUGUGGUGACGGAGGAAGGGUAUGUAGGUCUUGGACCCCCUGAUAUUCAACCAGGCGACAUCAUCUGCGUCCUCCUAGGUCUUUGCACCCCUGUCGUCCUACGACCGCGACCACAACCAAGCAGCUCAAGAAAUACAGAAGAGUUUCUGUACGUUGGCCCAAUCUACGUGUACGGUCUUCAUGACGCGAUGGGCAUGUUAGGCCCAUUGCCCAAGCCAUGGCGCGUUCAGGUGCUCCAGGACGAGUCCGGCUUUUGGGGCACAUAUCGGUUCUUCAACCCUGACGCCAACGAGCUAUCGGAUGAGGAUCCAAGACUACCUUCCCUAGAGGUGGAAGGCAGGUGGGAGAGACUGGAUGGUAUCAAAAGGACGGCCGACGAUCCAGUGGUGUUCCAGCGUUUCAGGAAUAAGCUGACUGGCGAGACGAUCAGCCAUGACCCGCGGAUGGAGCCCGACGCUCUGAGAGCCCGGGGAGUUGAUGUCCGGACUUUCAAUCUGGUGUAA
This is a messenger RNA of Neurospora tetraspora, 2346 nucleotides long. Its product is annotated as heterokaryon incompatibility protein-domain-containing protein. NCBI's taxonomy places the organism in Eukaryota, Fungi, Ascomycota, Sordariomycetes, Sordariales, Sordariaceae. The transcript has 3 exons. The record is from RefSeq and is a predicted model, not a curated record. Bases 1 to 2346 code for a protein of 781 amino acids.